CUCGACCGCGUGCCGUUCCGUUUGAAGCCGCGCCCUUCUCCAUCUUUUGGUUGCCCCCUUGAUUAGCCUGAAAGACCAACCCCCGUGUGGAGAACGGAAAGAUGUCAGCUGUUGGUACAGUCCUGGAGCCUCCUCCCAUGUAUCGAGUAAGGCCCUACUUUGAGAUCAAGAAGGUGCGACUGCCCAACUGCAUGUACCAGAUGAAACCGCUCCACAACCUGACUGGAAUGAAGACUGGAGCCGAUGAGGUGUGGACACUUAUCUCUUGGCAGCAGGGUGCACCUAUUUGUGUCCUAUUUGGGCCACUUUUGAAAACGAAUUAGUUCACAUGCAACAUCAUACAUGUGCACAUCCUAGCAACACAGGGGCUUGUUUGGUAUGAAUGGGCUUUUACUAUAUAGCUGUCUCUCCUCUCCCUCUCUUCUUUUCCGUCCUCUUCCCUACUCUCUCCUUCUCGUCUCUCUGGAGGUUGUGGGCUCGGCCCUCAGCUAUCUAGAGCAGCGACAGGACUGGGUUCUGAACCAGAUCAGCCAGCUGCAGGAGAGAGUCAAAAAUCUCGGAGACAGUCUUGGAGUCAGUCCUGCAGAAGUUGGAAUUCUACCACAGGCUGCGGCUGCCCCAGGGGGCGUGGCUCCAGACGUGGUAAUCAGCUGUCCUCCCUCGGACCCUCCGUACCCCCUCCUCUCUCUCUGUCAUCGUCUCGCCGCCCGCGGAGUUCCUCUGGCCUGCAGCGUCCACCUACACUCCAGCAUAGCAGGACAGGUCUCCUCCCAACUGAUGGAGUUCUGGAAGAGUAUCCCGCAGUCACAUGACCCAGUCCUCAGGAUCACACUUCUCUGGAAGUCUUCAAGUUCGUGCCCGCAGCCUACGAUGGUCGUCUCUCCACACAACCAGACUCCGGUACGCGGCAUCGCAAACAUUUCCCGCUACGUUUGUCGACUGUUUUGCCCCGAGCUCUACGAGGGAAGCGGACACCAGCAGUCUGCAUUGGUUGACAGCUGGCUGGACGCAGUCACCGGGACGUACAUUUUCGGAAGUUCAAAGGAGAAAUUGUCGGUUUUACGGCGCCUGAACUCUCAUCUCGGAUCGUGUCAGUUUCUGGCUGGAGACGACGUUACAUUGGCCGACGUGGUUGCCUAUGCCAUCAUCUGUGGGGGGCCGGGGGGCCAGAAAUUGACGGAUAAUGUGAAGAAGUGGAUCAAUUGUUGCCGAAGUCGCCCCGAGUUUCAAGGUGUCCCGACGGUCAAUUUGACCAGCUCCUGACAAACUAUGGACUGACCUACAAUCCAAUUCUUGACAUUGUUACACAAUCAUUGGAAUAUUAUUGACUUUGUGAUCAUUUUCUUGGUAUUUCUUUAUGAAAGCUGCAUGGUGUAUAAUAUCUGCGACAUUGCCU
Molecule: messenger RNA, 1396 nt
Organism: Geodia barretti
Lineage: Eukaryota; Metazoa; Porifera; Demospongiae; Tetractinellida; Geodiidae
Source: the annotation of a GenBank genome assembly